This is a messenger RNA of Trypanosoma brucei brucei TREU927, 750 nucleotides long. RefSeq lists its product as hypothetical. The record is from RefSeq and is a predicted model, not a curated record. The coding region runs from base 1 to 750 and encodes 249 amino acids. NCBI's taxonomy places the organism in Eukaryota, Euglenozoa, Kinetoplastea, Trypanosomatida, Trypanosomatidae. Gene Ontology annotation, molecular function: calcium channel activity; uniporter activity. Gene Ontology annotation, biological process: mitochondrial calcium ion homeostasis; calcium import into the mitochondrion. The transcript has a single exon. Gene Ontology annotation, cellular component: mitochondrial inner membrane; uniplex complex.
AUGAACCCACUUUUUGCCGGCGCUGUUGGGCUCCGUGUGAGGUGCACUGCCAAACUAUUUGUUAUUCGUCGGUCUCUCUCCACGUACUUGGAACCACGUGCAUACUGUAGCACUGGAGUCGGUGGUUGUACCGCCGGUGCUUGUGGCGGUACUAACAAAGAUUGUCUUUCCUUUGUACUUGAAGAUAAUUUGACAGAGAAAUCGUUGCCAUUGUUCCACUCAUACCGUGCGGCAGGCACGGGCACUGCGUCAAAAAUUGCAGUGAUAACGGACGUUACAGCUUUCAAUAAUGUCCUCCAAGGCGUAUUUAAAAGUGAUGGGGAGGGCGUAAAUGGCGUUCUUUGUGAUUUGGAAGGUGCUUGGCGACACCAACUCGACGAGAUUGCCCAGAAGGUUAUUGCGAAGCACCGUGUUGAUGACUACAUUGACAACCUAUAUCUACCGUUACUGCGCUACUUGAUUGUUAUAUUACUAAUUGUGCAGUUCAUUGUACUCUUCCGCUGGGUUUUUGUCGUUUUUGACUGGAAUCUUGUGGAGCCCAUGACUUACUUCAUAGCUUACACCGCUGUAUGGGUUGGUUUGGUGUUUCAUUGUUAUUCCGUUCGGGGCCUCUCCCUGGAGACGCUACUAGCGGAGAGGCGGCGCCAGGUGUUAUACAAGAGGGCUCGGAUCGAUGGGGCAGCCAUUGAUCGUCAGAUGAAACUCCUUGGAGGAAUGGAGAAACUACUUGCUCGCUACGGAAAGGUGUAG